UGUAUAGCUAGCCUAUUCAACAGUACUAGAAAGCAGAAGCUUCUUAUAUAUAUAUAAAUACACGCACUCGCCCAUAAGGCGUUCGUCGCACGGCACGCUAGCAAGCUAGCUCUCCUCACAAAAGCAGAGGCCCCUCCCUCGCUUCCUCUCUUCCUCUAGAUCUUCCUCUUCCUCUAGCUUCGGUCCUCUCCCUUCCUAUCUACAACUAAAACGAAUUCACCCGUUCUGUCUCCUAAAUCUCUCACCAACACCACUUUCACUACUCUGACCACAGAGACGCCAUGUCGGCCAAGAAGGACUGCGGCCACCACGGGCCCAAAUGCCGACGCAUUUUCUUUCGGAAAAUCUUCGCUGGUAUCCUCAUCUUCAUGUUCGUCGUCCUGGUGACGGUGCUCAUCGUCUGGGCCAUCCUCCAGCCCAGGAAGCCCAGGUUCGUCCUCCAGGACGCCACCGUCUACGCCUUCAACGUCUCCUCCCCACCGAACUCCCUCACCUCCACCUUCCAAGUCACCCUCUACUCCCGCAACCCAAAUGACAAGAUCGGCGUAUACUACGACAAGCUGGACGUCUACGCCACCUACCGCAGCCAGCAGAUCACCCUCCGUAGCCAAAUCCCUUCCACUUACCAGGGCCACAAGGACGUCAACGUCUGGUCCCCUUUCAUCUACGGCAACGCUGUGCCAGUGGCUCCGUACAACGCCCUCGCGCUAAGCCAGGACAAGGCCAAUGGUGCUGUGAUAAUCAUGAUCAAGAUCGACGGACGGGUCAGAUGGAAAGUCGGGACCUUCAUCUCGGGUCGGUACCAUUUCUACGUGAGGUGUCCUGCCUCUAUAAAUUUUGGAUCGGCCGGGACCAGCGGUAUUGCCCUCGAAAAUAGCGGCGGCGUUAAGUACCAGUUAGUGCAGAGUUGCAGCGUUAGCGUAUGAAAAUGGCGCCGCCGGCCGUUGAGGAUUCAGUAUUCUCUCUCUCUCUCCCCAUCAAAUUCUGUGUCUAAUUUAAUAUCCUAUCUUCUCUAGCUAUACGUCGGGAUUCAAGUCAUGUACUGUGUGAAUUGUACAUUUUGCUGAAGAAUAAACCGAAAAGGUGAAAAGAAAAGAAAAAUACGAGACAAAUUAAUAGCAAAAUUACAAUGGGAGACAAGUUGUGUAAUUUUAUCUGAAUUUUAAUUAAGUGUUUUUCAUAUAUAAAAAUAUC
Juglans microcarpa x Juglans regia is the source of this 1194-nucleotide messenger RNA. Its product is annotated as NDR1/HIN1-like protein 1. The record is from RefSeq and is a predicted model, not a curated record. Bases 282 to 926 code for a protein of 214 amino acids. Lineage: Eukaryota; Viridiplantae; Streptophyta; Magnoliopsida; Fagales; Juglandaceae. The transcript has a single exon. Gene Ontology annotation, biological process: defense response to other organism.